Molecule: messenger RNA, 4879 nt
Organism: Anguilla rostrata (American eel)
Lineage: Eukaryota; Metazoa; Chordata; Actinopteri; Anguilliformes; Anguillidae
Product: TNF receptor-associated factor 2-like
Exons: 13
Coding region: 266-2023 (585 amino acids)
Biological process (GO): protein K63-linked ubiquitination; tumor necrosis factor-mediated signaling pathway; positive regulation of canonical NF-kappaB signal transduction
Cellular component (GO): cytosol; cytoplasmic side of plasma membrane
Molecular function (GO): tumor necrosis factor receptor binding; zinc ion binding; ubiquitin-protein transferase activity
Source: RefSeq, a predicted model, not a curated record
UGGUUGUAAAAUUGAUGUAGCGUACAGUAGCUAGGCAACUUGACAUGUAGUAAUGCUUAAUGAUAGCUUUACGUUCUCCUCCCCUUACAAUUAGAUGUAAGAAUGAUAUCGGGAUGAUUUAUGGAAUCUUCGGCAUUAGUCGCACACUUUGUCCGACAACACUAACUGCGAGUGGUGCUGCUGCUGCCGACAACGAAGGAGCAGCCUGUUCUCUCGGUGGAAAUACAGAUGAUGAUUCCAAUGCUGGUCAAGUGUGUGGGGGAUUAUGGCUACGCAGGACCCAUCGCCCCCCUCAUCUCUGGAAGGCAACAAACUGGGCUUCCCAAAGAAAAUUUUAGCGAACAAGCUUGAGGACAAACACCUGUGCAAUUUGUGCCAGAACAUACUGAGGAGGCCGUUUCAGGCGCAGUGUGGCCAUCGUUUCUGUUCGUAUUGCUUUAACAGAACUGUGGGACCUGGACCACAGAAAUGCAGUGCUUGCAUUAAAGAGGACAUAUUUGAGGAGCCGACAUCUAUUCUGAAACAAGGCUGCGCCUUUCCUGACAAUGCAGCUCGUAGAGAGGUCGAGGCCCUGGCGGCAGCUUGUCUCAACGAGGGAUGCGCUUGGAAAGGAAGCAUUAAAGAGUACGAGUCCAGCCACGAGGGAAAGUGUGAGUUCAUGAUCGUUCCGUGCCCCUCCUGCAAAGAGCUCGUACGGUUUAACGAGCAGGAGCGACACAGCGAGCGGGAAUGCCCGGAGAGAACGCUGAACUGCAAGUACUGCAAAGAGCCGUUUCACUUCAAGAGCAUAAAGGCGCACGACGAGAUCUGUCCUAAAUACCCCAUGAUUUGUGAGGGCUGUGCCAAGAAAAAGAUUCCUAGAGAGAAGUAUGUGGAUCAUAUUAAAAUCUGCAGCAAAUUCAGAACUCCGUGCAGAUUCCAUGUUGUUGGCUGUGACAUGUUAGUGGAAAAGGAGAAGAUUCAUGACCACGAGCGCACCUGCUCCUACGAACACCUGAACCUGCUGCUUCACUACAUCAUGGGCCUCAAGGUGAACUUGGAGUCCCUGCAGCCGCAGGGCCUGGAGCUGGCCGGCCUCAAGGUGCAGGAUCUGCACCAGUCCCUGCGGGACCUGGAGGUGAAGCUGGGCCAGCUGAACACGCAGGUGCCCUCCGCGCAGGGAGGCUGCGUCCCCGCCACCGGCCCGGUCGGCCCCGCCCCGGUUGGCCCCGCCGCCUGCCCCGCCCCGCUGCCCACCUCCUUCACCCCGGUGCUGCCCAGCGCGGUGGGCGCGGCCCUGGAGCUGCAGCUGCACGGCGAGAAGACCAAGGUGGCGGAGCUGAGCCGGCGCUGCCAGGACCUGGAGCUGAAGACGGGCACGUUCGAGAACAUCGUGUGCGUGCUCAACCGCGAGGUGGAGCGCUCGCACACCACGCUGGAGGCCAACGGCCGCCAGCACCGCCUGGACCUGGACAAGGUGGAGACCCUCAGCAACAAGGUGCGGCAGCUGGAGAGGACGGUGGGGCUGAAGGACCUGAGCAUCGCCGAGAUGGAGGGCAGGAUGCGGGAAAUGUCCGCCACCACCUUCGACGGCGUCUUCGUCUGGCGGAUCUCCGACUUCACCAAGAAGAGGCAGGAUGCCGUGGCUGGCCGGGCCCCUGCCAUGUUCUCUCCAGCUUUCUACACCAACAAAUAUGGCUACAAGAUGUGCCUGCGGAUCUACCUGAAUGGAGACGGAACAGGGCGGGGCACUCACCUGUCGCUGUUCUUCGUGGUGAUGAGGGGAGUGAGCGACGCCCUUCUCAAGUGGCCCUUCAACCAGAAGGUGACGCUCAUGCUGCUGGACCAGAGUAACCGGGAGCACAUCAUCGACGCCUUCCGGCCCGACGUCACUUCCUCUUCCUUCCAGCGGCCGGUGAGCGAGAUGAACAUCGCCAGCGGCUGCCCGCUCUUCUGCCCGCUCGCCAAGCUGGACUCCAAGAACUCCUACAUCCGCGACGACGCCAUCUUCAUCAAGGCCAUCGUGGACCUGACGGGGCUCUAGUCUAUACUAAACCCUUUCCUCUGCGCCGCCAUUUUGGCUCCUCGGUUUCCUCUCCUCCACCUUCCCCCACCAGCAGCAUCACCGCCACCCUGCUCUGCCCGACCACCCUCCCAGACUCACUCGUGCUCUUCCUGUAGUUUGGGUUGAGGGAAGUGGUGUCCGCAGGGCGUUCAGGUAACUAUAUGAAUACAGACUACUGGUGGUGCUUCCCACACCCUUACCUUCUGAUUUUUUUCUUCGGUGGAAAGUCGGUCUGUUUUUGGAUAAUGUGAAAUGUCUGCCCGGCUCGCCAAGGGGUCUGGCUAAGCAGACGCGCGGCGUAACGCUAACUCUAGUGUCCAGUGAUGGUUGUGUGCUGUGGUGUGGUGUGGUGGACGUGGCAAAGGUGUUUACCUGGCGUCUCCAUACCACUCCAGUGUAAUUUCUGCCAAGCACAGCUGUGGUCCUUUGCGUUCUGCUGCUGUAACUCAAUGGCUCCACCAGGGGGAGAUGUGGUGCCAGAAAAGACAAGAGUUGCCAUUUAAAAAAAGAAAAUCCGUUGCUACUGAUUUAACAGUCUUUUGAAUCUACUGAGUAUUAAAUGUGGGACUUCAUAUGUGGGUUAUCCAGUAUGGUGUCUGCUAGUGAGUUUGUGUGAAGGGCCUGUCUCUGUCAUCUCACGAAAAUGAUCGAACCAGCCAGCGCUGAAACUGCUCUGUGCAUAGUUUCAGCUCUUCUGUAUGAUUUGAGCUAUCGAUUUCCACUGUCCUAGACCACUGUUUGUUUCCCCUCUUGAAACAUAUGGGUUGUGUGUGUGUGCGUAUAUAUUAUAUAUAUAUAAUGAUAAAUUACAAAGAAGUCAAAGACCUAUAUAAGCAGAGAUACGUAUGUACUGUAUAAUGACAGAUUUUUUAAUGUAAAGGUUGAAUAUUAUAUAUAUGAAUAUAUAUUAGUUAUCUAUAUUCAGUAAUAUUAAAACAUGCACACAUACAUACGUAUAUAUAUUAUAUAUAUAUAUAAUAAAACUAAUAUAUUAAAUAUGUUAAUAUAUAAUUCUUGUGAGUAUAUUCAUUAUCGUUAGGCUGGUUUGAAACAUGCUUAAGUCUCCUGUCACUAGCCGACAUUUCAGUUCAUAGGCAACAUCACACGUUUCUCAUUGUGCCAAAUACGUCUGCGGUGGGCAAAAAAGGAUGCAUCUGUUUCUGGAUUUCAUGCCAUCUGACAUUUUGGCUACAUCCCUUGAUAAGAACACUAAUGACAACUGAAGACUGUAAUAGUGUCCCUAUGUGAAAUGUGUGGCUGAGAUCGAAUGAACCAGAGUGAACCUGCAUUGGGGUAUACAGCCAGUUAGCUCAGUUAGCCAGGGUAAUUGGUGUAAACAAAGACCUGCAAUACACAUUGGCCCAUCCAGGGCUGGAAUUGCCCGGCUCGGGUCAAGAUAAUACAGCAUACUCUGUCAAUCCAGGUUACUCACGAAACAUACCAGAGUAGUACUGCCAAAUGUGAAUAUUCCGUUUUUCAGUGAACGAUUUUUUAAUGAAAAAAGAAACCUGUUGUAAUUGUGCAUAGAGUAGGUGUUCACGUCAUGUAAAUUACUGAAAGUUUUGGUUUUCUUCCAUAGUUACAUCAUUGAGAGCAGAUUCAAUGUGAUAAUUCUGUAUUGGUAUUGUUGUUCUGUUGUGCUCUGUAUCCCAGGGUUAAAAUGUCUUCUGAUUAUUUAUCCUCGGUGUUUUGUUAUUGCUUGCACAUCUUAUUUCAGGGGUUAUUAAAGGGUUAACUCUAUCUCCAAAGGGCCCUGUGUAAGCACUAUAUAAUACCUUCAUAAACACUACAUAGCACGUUCAUAAGCAUACGGCAGCUGACAUACUACCACAGUGUGCCAUUUACACAUUUUAUAAGUGACAUUAUUGGGACAAAUGGUGACAUACCACAUGCUAUUACAGCCUGUGCUACUUAGCAUAUAUGAUUAUGCAUAUCUUGUGUGUAGUACAAAUGAGGUCCUUCUGCCCUGUUUAACUUUACAUUGGCUUUUCCUUGUGACAAAUGCCUGACUUCUUGCAAAAUCUGAUUCAUGUCACAUUAGAUUAUCGUUGCCUGAAUUCAGGUUAUUGGAUAUACCCAUAUGAGUAUGUCCAAAUCUGGUCCGUUCGAGCUGUAUCUGGAGUUAGGCCUUUGCCUGAUUGACUCCAUCUACAUCGGAUCUGAACGCUCCAGCUUACCUCUUCUGUCUACUGAGAAAUAACAUCCCAUAAUAAGCGAGCGGGAGUUACGGGCCAUCUUUCUGCAGAGGGUCCUAGUGUCCGACAGGACGCUGAACCCAACAGUUCCUCGUGAGAUCUCUGACUAAACCCAUGGAAUCCAAUGUACAGCGUGUCAGGAACUGUGUGGUCAGAUGAUCGUGUGUAUUGGAUAUAGGGAAGUCAGAUUGGUCUGCUGUAUCAGUAUAAGUGUACACCUGGACUUAGUUCCACUGUUGGACGCCUCAUUGAAAGUGUUGCCCAGUUAGGUUAUCACUGGUAAAAGUGGCCCUCUGGUUGGUAGUAUAGUAGUAUGUACUGUAUGUAUGUACUUGGCCACUGCUUUUGCUGGCAAAGAUGCAUCAGGCAAUUCUGAUAAACCAGUUAUUCUGAACAAAAAGUAAAUGAGUGUAAUUCUGCAAGCCUUGUAUUUAAACAAAAAAAAAACAUUCUUAUUUACAUGUGCUUGGCACCUGAUGAUAAUUUUAAUACUAAUGGUAGGAGAUGUCACCAACAUUAUCGAGGAUGUUUUUUUAAUGUAAACUUACUGUACAUACAGUGAUCCUUUGAAUUUGCAAUCUUCUGUUCCAUACUUUAUUUAAAAAUAUGUGUAUGGCUCAAUAAACUGACUUGAUGGGAA